Gossypium arboreum is the source of this 1476-nucleotide messenger RNA. RefSeq lists its product as uncharacterized. The record is from RefSeq and is a predicted model, not a curated record. Lineage: Eukaryota; Viridiplantae; Streptophyta; Magnoliopsida; Malvales; Malvaceae. The transcript is spliced from 2 exons. Bases 1 to 1476 code for a protein of 491 amino acids.
AUGAUGGAAAGAGAUUUGAUCACACAAGAUUCAAAGGAAAGGCCUAAGGAAGUAAGAAGAUACUGCGAGUUUCAUGCCAAUGGAGGUCAUGACAUCCAAGAGUGCAGUAAGUUCAGGUCCAUAGUGCAAAAUCUAAUGGACAAUAAAGAGAUUAAAUUUUACGAAGAAAUUGAAGGGUCAAAAGAAGGAGAGGUCUACGCCUCAAAAAAAAGAACAACAGAAGAGGCCCAAAGAGUCAAUCACCCUGUGGUGAUAAUUUCGCGACCAAAGAACAAUGAAGCAGGGGUACAAAUGGUGCCAAGAGUCAUAAUUCAGAAACCAGUAUCCUUCCCUUACAAGGAUAGUAAAAUGGUUCCCUGGAAUUAUGACUACAACGUGAUGAUCCCAGGUAGAGAGAGUUCGGCCAAUGUUUCAAGAGAGAACCAAAAUAUAGGUUUCUAUACACGUAGUGGAAGACGUUAUGACCCUGCAAGUACAGAAACUAAAACUGUUAAGGAAAAAACCCCAAUAGCCGAGCAAAGAAAGGAAAAAACGGUUAGGUUCGAAUCACCAAUCAACAAACCAGUAACUGAGAAAGAAGCUAGAGAAUUCCUAAAAUUCUUGAAGCACAGUGAGUACAGCGUGGUUGAACAGUUACAUAAGCAACCGGCUCGCAUCUCGGUAUUAGCUUUGCUCUUGAGUUCGGAGACACAUCGAAGUGCGUUAAUGAAGGUGCUUAAUGAAACUUACGUCACGAAUGAUAUCUCUGUCAACAAACUGGACCGUCUCGUCAAUAAUAUAAGCACCGAUAAUUUCAUAUUUUUCAAUGAUGAUGAAAUACCACCGGGAGGAAUGGGAUCAACAAAAGCGCUGCAUAUCACAACCCGCUGUAAAGGACAUACACUACCGGGAGUGUUGAUCGACAAUGGGUCUGCAUUAAAUGUCCUACCCCUGUUUACGCUGAAGAGGUUGCCAGUAGAUAGCUCCCAUAUGAAGACAUGCCAGAAUAUAGGGAGGGCAUUUGAUGCUACUGAAAGGAAGGCCGUGGAUUCACUCGGCGAGGCGAUCCGUCAUCGCCGCAUCGAGCUCAAAUUUAUAACAGAGGGGCGAUUGGUGACUAUAAACGUAGAAGAGGAUAUCAUUGCGUCUGUUACUAGCGACGCACCUUAUGUAGGGACAGAUGAUGAAGCAAUAGAAUGCUCUUUCCGAUCAUUAGAAUUUGUGAAUGCAACAUUUAUUGUCGAAAGGAACAAGGUCCCGGUGCCCAAAAUCUCCAAAACUACCAAGAUAGGUUUGCUAUUGACAGUUGGGAAGGGAGCUGUGCCCAGAAAGGGGUUUGGAAGAAAUCUACAAGGAAGGAUAAAGGCACCUAUGCUCACCGACAAACAAGACCGUUUUGGCUUAGGGUACAAGCCAGAUGCAAGGCAGAGGAAGAAGGAAAUAGAGAAGAAACAAGAAAGGAGGAGAGUGCGUUUGAAUGGAGAAGAGGUCAAAUAG